AGGUAGAUGAACUUUUAGAAAAGUAUGAAGAGAAUACAAUGUAUGAACUUGGUAAACUGUUAGCUAAUAAAUUAAAUAUACCAUUGAAUGAAGGUAACAACAGUCUACCGUCUUGGUUUCCGCGUAUAACGCCACAAGUUCGUGAUCCUAUUGACAAUUCUUCAUCUACACAAGAUUUGGAUAUUAAUCACCAUCAUCAUCAGUCUAAUCAAAUGUCAAAUUUGCAGAGAACGCAUCAAGAUCCUAACAGUACUACUACUACUACUACUAAUAAUAAUACUAAUGUCCAGAAUAGAGAUCCGCUUAGUUCUAAUCGAUUCGCAUCAACUGUAAUGCCAACCUCUCCAGAAUUGUGGGAUGAUGAGACAUUUGAUGAUGCAAUAUUAAGUCAUGCUGCACAAUCUUUGGAAAAACAAUUGAAUACUGGCCGAAGUGGCAUACCAAGCUCACGAUGUCAGUCUAUUCCCUCCUUUAAUGAUCCACUUCGACUACCAAAUUUUAUGGCUGAACAACUACAACAACAACAGUCAAGUCAAUCAGAGAUGAGCAGUAUUGAAGAUAGUCUAUGUACUACAAAAAGAGUCGAUGAUGAUGAUGAUCUUGAGGAGGAUGCUGAUGAUGAUGAUGAUGAUCCAUUUUUAGACGAUCAAGUUGAUCCAGAUAUUUUAGCCUCAGCAUUAGCUGAAAUAGAUGAUCAUAAACCCGUGAAAGAUUUGAAUGUUCAACAGCCAAUUGUAAAUGUUGUGAAAUCGUAUCAUUCUACGAUGAAAGUAUCCCCAACUCUGCCAACUGUAGCUACUUCUUCAUCGUCAUCGUCAUCUUUAUCCUUAAUGGCAAAGAGUUUCACACCGAAUCAACCUCCAAAAUUACAGUCAGAACCAAGACAAACUUUGAAACAAACACUUUUAAAUUUAUACACACGUAAUGAUACAUUGACAAAAAGGGAUAUGGAUGCCUCAUCCUCCCCCUCCCCCUCCGCUGCCUCCUCUUCCUCCUCCUCGUCCUGUUUGCCUAAAAUCCAAUUGACCAAACCUUCUACAGUGGAAUCUAUAAAAUCAGCCAUUGUAAAACCUACUACUGAUAUUGAUGAUAGUGAAGAUCUUUUACCUCCAGCGCCUAAACGUAAACCAAUUGAAUUGAAACAAAACACUGCCUCUGUUACUAGUGUUAGCGGUAAUAAAAGUAAUUUGAAAGAUAUACUACGGUCUAAUGUUUCUUCAUCUGGUUUGUCAACGAUGCUAAAGACAGAUGAAGGGAAAUCUAAAACAAGUUUGAGUAGAAACAAUGAUUUCGAUAAUAAUAAUAGUAAUAAUAAUAACAAUAGCAGUAAUGCUGUUGGUUAUAAACCUCAAACAGCUAUUUGUCAGCCUAUCACUACUACUACUGCUUCAUCACAAAGUGAUUAUCGAUUUCAACCAUUUUGUUACAUUCAAGAUAUGUAUCAUAAUCUAUUACAAAAUAAUGUUAAUAAUGGAAAUGUGAACACAGUAUCUUCUGUAUAUAGAAUUCGUGGUUUAUUAAUUAGUUUACUGUCAUCAUUAGAACAUCAUCAUGGUACUAAAUGGACUCUAGCUGUACGAAUUACAGAUGGCAGUGCAAUUGUCGACUUAGAUGUAUCAUCUGAAUUAUUAACUGAAUGGAUUGGCUUGACACCACAAGAAAGUGAAUCAUUGAGACAAAUGAGUCGUGUAGAUCCAAAUUCUUCGAAUUCAUUUGCUGUUCAAGAGGCACAAAAGCAUCGUCAACGUUUGCGUACAGCACUGACAAAUUUUCAAGGCUUUUUAUCACAUUUAGGCGGUUUAUUCACUAUUACCGCACAACAAUCGUCUACGCCAGAUGAUGCUGAUAAAGCGACAGCAUCUGACACAACCGGUGACAAGAAUAGUACUUCAGCUAGACAGUCUAACGAUGAUAAUAGUUAGUAGUAGUAAUAGGACAACUGACAAAGCCAGCCGACCACUUUUGAUUGGUUACAGUGAGUUGGAUAAUUGUUGGUUGAGAGAAUUACACAACCGAGUUAUUACGUGUUAUAGUGAUAAAAAAUUCAUACAAAAAUUAAAAAAAUGUUUUUCAUUAAAUUUGUAAUUAACUAAUUUUUUCUAUUUGUUUCUUUGUUUGUUUCCGAA
Messenger RNA from Trichobilharzia szidati, 2126 nucleotides. Lineage: Eukaryota; Metazoa; Platyhelminthes; Trematoda; Strigeidida; Schistosomatidae. The record is from the annotation of a GenBank genome assembly.